This is a messenger RNA of Pistacia vera, 1345 nucleotides long. RefSeq names its product MLO protein homolog 1-like. Gene Ontology annotation, biological process: defense response. The transcript has 12 exons. NCBI's taxonomy places the organism in Eukaryota, Viridiplantae, Streptophyta, Magnoliopsida, Sapindales, Anacardiaceae. Gene Ontology annotation, cellular component: membrane. The record is from RefSeq and is a predicted model, not a curated record. The coding region runs from base 1 to 1314 and encodes 437 amino acids.
AUGGCUUAUAAUGAAAGCAUUAGUAAACUAUUUUUAGGUAAUGGGGGUAAAGUAUCAUUGAUUUCGCAGAGUGGAGUGCACCAGUUGCAUAUAUUUAUAUUCGUCCUUGCCGUCUUUCAUGUUUUAUACAGUGUCAUCACCAUUGUACUGGCUAGGGCUAAGGUGAAGAAAUGGAAAUCCUGGGAAUCAGAGACAUCAUCCUUGGAAUAUCAAUUCACAAAUGAUCCAGAAAGAUUCAGGUUCACUCACCAAACUUCCUUUGUGAGGCGUCACUCUGGUUUAUCCAGAACGCCCGGAAUUAGAUGGAUUAUAGCAUUCUUCAGGCAAUUCUUUGGUUCAGUAUCAAAGGUGGACUAUUUGACAAUGCGCAAUGGCUUUAUCAAUGCACAUUUUGCUCCAAAUAGUUCAUUUGACUUCCAUAAAUACAUCAAAAGAUCCAUGGAAGACGAUUUUAAGGUGGUCGUGGGUAUUAGUAUCCCUCUAUGGAUUUUCGCUGUAAUCUUUUUGCUUAUAAACGUGUACAAAUGGUACACGCUUGACUGGCUGACAUUAGUUCCAUUCGCGAUACUUCUCCUAGUGGGUACAAAGCUUGAACUUGUAAUCAUGGAAAUGGCUCAAGAAAUCCAGGAUCGAUCUACUGUUGUAAGAGGAGUUCCAGUCGUUGAACCAAACAAUAAAUAUUUCUGGUUUAAUCGACCCGAAUGGAUUCUCCUAUUAAUACACUACACUUUGUUCCAGAAUGCGUUUCAAAUGGCAUUUUUCUUGUGGACAUGGUACGAAUUCGGACUGAAUUCAUGCUUUCACGAGAAUUUGCGAGCCAUUGUGGCAAGGGUCAUUCUGGGCGUGGCCCUUCAGUUCUUAUGCAGCUACAUCACCUUCCCUCUCUAUGCCUUGGUAACACACAUGGGUUCUCACAUGAAGAAAGCAAUCUUCGAGGAGCAAACAGCCAAGGCAAUUAAAAAAUGGCAUCAGGUUGCAAAGGAGAGAAACAAGAUAAGGAAAGCAGGAAGAAAUAAUAAUGGUGGUUCUGAUCCAGGAUUCUUGAGCGGUGAAAACACACCAAGCAUUGGCUCAUCACCGAUACAUUUGCUUCACAACUAUAAGAACCGAUCUAGUCAACCGGAUGUCGACAUUGAAAGUGUUGUAACUACACCCAUGUCUUACCCUUCCGAUACUGAGCUCUCAGAAAUUGAAGGCUCCUCUCAUAACAACAGGCAUAUUGUUGAAGAAGAAGAACAACAACAAGAAGAUCAUCGUCUAAAAAGAAACGAUGGAGAACUUCAUAACAGAGAUUUCUCAUUCGUUAGACUUUAAACGAGGAAUAAGAGUGUCGUUUUUGUAUAGG